Messenger RNA from Frankliniella occidentalis (western flower thrips), 515 nucleotides. RefSeq names its product enteropeptidase-like. Gene Ontology annotation, biological process: proteolysis. Bases 174 to 500 code for a protein of 108 amino acids. Gene Ontology annotation, molecular function: serine-type endopeptidase activity. The record is from RefSeq and is a predicted model, not a curated record. NCBI's taxonomy places the organism in Eukaryota, Metazoa, Arthropoda, Insecta, Thysanoptera, Thripidae. The transcript is spliced from 3 exons.
AAUGACAUGGCUCUGGCAGUGCGCUGGACGACUUCUGGGUGGCGCGGCUGGGCGCGCUGCGGCGCGGCACAGACCUGGCCUCGCCCUACGAGCAGCUGAGGCCGCUGGCUGCCAUCGUGCUGCACCCGGGCUACGUGGACGCGGGCUUCAUCAACGACAUCUCCCUGCUGCGGAUGCGUGACCUGGUUUCGUUCAGCGACUACAUUCGGCCAAUCUGCUUGCCCCCGCCGACGGCUAUCCUGAAGGACGGCACCAUGUGCACAGUCGUGGGCUGGGGUCAGCUGUUUGAAGUUGGGCGCGUGUUCCCCGACACGCUUCAGGAGGUCCAGUUGCCGACCAUCUCGACAGCCGAGUGCCGGCGGCGCACGCUGUUCCUGCCCCUGUACCGCGUCACGGACAACAUGUUCUGCGCGGGCUUCGACCGCGGAGGCCGCGACGCUUGCCUCGGCGACUCUGGCGGUCCCCUCAUGUGCCAGGUGGGUUGGCGAGCCGGUGGCUAAUCGACCCCACAAUGA